UACUUAUACGUUUUUGUUUUAGCAGAAGAGACCAAAGAAGAAAGUCCAGGCAACGUCCCAGUGACUAUGGGAGUCAUUGUGACCAAAAAUGAAACAGAAGAAAAGGGAAUAUUCUGGAAAGCACUGGAUUUACCCAGUAUAAGGACCAAACGAGAAGUCCACACUGUCAGUACCGAUACUCUGAGAUACCUUAUCCCAGUAGUUGUUCUGGCGGUACUGGCAGUCUUGGGAAUCAUUGGAUGGAUUCUGUUCUACCUCGAGAGGAGAAAGAUGAUACUGAAAUUACAGGCUUUUGAUGAAGAGAAUCCUCCAGAAGAGAAACCAAUAGAGCCAAAGAGGAAAAAGCUUAAAAAAGUUGCUAAACGCAAACAAAAGGCUGCUGAGCGAGAUAUUGAAGCGCAACUUGAGGAAGAAGAAGAGGAGGAAGAAAUAGGCGAUGAGCCUAUAGAACCUCCGAAGAAAUUGAAGAAGAAAAAGCCUAAAAAAGUUGCUAAACGGAAACAAAAGGCUGCUGAGCGAGAUGUGGAAGCGCAGCUUGAGGAAGAAGACGAGGAGGAAGAAAUAGGCGAUGAGCCUAUAGAACCUCCGAAGAAAUUAAAGAAGAAAAAGCCUAAAAAAGUUGCUAAACGGAAACAAAAGGCUGCUGAGCGAGAUAUUGAAGCUCAGCUUGAGGAAGAAGAAGAGGAGGAAGAAAUAGGCGAUGAGCCUAUAGAACCUCCAAAGAAAUUAAAGAAGAAAAAGCCUAAAAAAGUUGCUAAACGCAAACAAAAGGCUUCUGAGCGAGAUGUAGAAGCUCAACUUGAGGAAGAAGAAGAAGAGGAGGAAGAAAUAAGCGAUGAGCCUAUAGAACCUCCAAAGAAAUUAAAGAAGAAAAAGCCUAAAAAACAGAAAAAGAUUAAGAAAGUUGUCGAAAGUGACGAGUCUGCUGAACUAGAGGAGGAAGAGCAGCUUGAGGAGGAAGAAGAAGAAGAACCUCCUAAGAAAUUAAAGAAGAAAAAGGCUAAAAAACACAAAGCGUGAGUUUUUAACUGAUCUUCCUUUCAAUUGCCUGAGCCCCGGGCCCCGUCUGGCACAAUGGAGACCUUAUUACUUUAAUAAUUAUUAUCUGCCAGACAUGUAAACUUAAUUAUUUCAAAUUAAUUAUCUAUAUAAAAAUAUUGUUCUGACUAAACUUUCAGUGUCUCCAAAAUACAUUUUUAUAAUAUGAAAGAAUAUAAGACUUAUGAGAGUCUAACAGCAUAUUUUGUAAUACUCGAAUACACCCGGGUUCCUAUUAUCAUGGUUUCUCCCAAACUUAAAAUGACAGAAUUAUAAUACUUUUUUUUUCUUUUUUUAGAAUAAAGCUUCGUGUAUCGACGUCGGAAGAUUCAGAAGACUCAGACGUCUCCGAUAUAUCAGAAGAGACUGCUGAGUCGGAUGAUUCUUCUGAGUCAGAGGGGGAUGGGCAAGAGGAAGAAACAGAUGAACAACCAUCCCUCUUAAAAUGGGCCAUGAAAUCAGCAGCAAAAAAGACUUCAAAAUUCAUCAAGUGAGUUUGCUUGGCCUUAACUAGUCAUGUGACUUUGUUUGUAUUUCUGACCCCACAGGUGUCUGUAACAAAACAAUCACAUUACUUCAUUAGCUCAGGUUAAUAUCGUUAUAACCGCUUCUCUCCGCUCCGUCUUGUAGGCAAGUGGAGCAGAGCAAAUGCGUAAUGUGAUUUAAUGACUUAGGGGCACAUUUACUAAGCAAUUUCGAGAAAAAGUUGAUUUUGUUUAACUUCUAGAUAUUUUUGAGAUGUAUAAAUGGGUUUGUGCCAGUACUCGAUUUUUCUGAUAUGGUUUCUCGAAAAUUUUUGAGAAUAACUCCCAUAAUUCGAGAUUUAUUAAUGUUUAGUUCACUUUUUUGUCGAGUACCAUUGAAUCCUAUGGAGGCUCAGAGUAGCUGAGGAUUAGAAUAGUCGGUGACAUAUUUUCAAUGAAAAAUGAAUCCCCUCAUUGUUUUCUGUUUCACCCAGUUUCAAGGGAAACUUGAUUGUUUAAUACGAAUUUAUCCAACCUCGAGUUUAUGUGACUUUCAAGGCCAGAAAAACCCGGGUUUUAGUAAAUGUGCCCCUAAAUGUCACUUUGGCCUCUUUUCUUCUUUCAAAAAUAAUUUUAUGAUUAGAAUUAAAAGUGUCACAGAUAUUCCUGUCCAUAGUCCAGAUGUAAAUGAAUAUAAGCAGCUUCUGGCAGCACUGUUUUUGGUUCAUUGAUACACCCAGCUGGCUAUUAGAACGGCUGCUCACAAGUGUCAAUUUUUGUAUUUUAUUUUUUAAAUCUGUUAUUUAUCUUUUUUUAGGAAAAAGCUUGAUGAUGCUAUGAAGUCAGAUGAGCCAGAUGAGUCAAGUAGCCCAGACAGGACUCCUGAAUCUGAGGAGACUGCUCAAUCUUCCUCUUAUGAAGAAGAAAAAUCAGAGGAAGAAGAAAUAGAUGAAGGCCCAGACCUCUUGAAACAGGUCUUUAAAUCAUCUAAAAAGGCUGCAAAAUACAUAGGUAAAAAGAUUGUGCAGUCAGCUAAGACAAAACAAGCUGAUACUGAGGAAGAUCAGUCAGACCAGGAUGAGGCUUCUGAAGGGGAGGAGCCUAGUGACCGAGAAGAAGAAGGAGCAGGACCCUCCCAUUCACAGAAAGCCGCAAAAGCUAAAGAAGGCACAAGGUGAGUUUGCUCAGUCUUAUUGUAACUGUCAGAGCCCAGAACCCAAUAGCUAAACUGUCGUACACAUUACGGGGCAGAUUUAUUAUGUUGUGUAAAAAAUGGCGUCAAAAUUCACCAUAUAACGGCAGGCGUCGCUGUGUAAAGAUCGGCUUCAUUUCUUAACAUGUAUUUUCUUGUGCCAGAACUUAC
This is a messenger RNA of Xenopus tropicalis (tropical clawed frog), 2865 nucleotides long. Its product is annotated as ABC transporter F family member 4-like. NCBI's taxonomy places the organism in Eukaryota, Metazoa, Chordata, Amphibia, Anura, Pipidae. The record is from RefSeq and is a predicted model, not a curated record. The transcript is spliced from 5 exons. Bases 67 to 1020 code for a protein of 317 amino acids.